Molecule: messenger RNA, 6885 nt
Organism: Myotis brandtii (Brandt's bat)
Lineage: Eukaryota; Metazoa; Chordata; Mammalia; Chiroptera; Vespertilionidae
Gene: NRIP1
Product: nuclear receptor interacting protein 1
Exons: 5
Coding region: 1068-4532 (1154 amino acids)
Biological process (GO): regulation of transcription by RNA polymerase II
Cellular component (GO): nucleus
Molecular function (GO): transcription coregulator activity; signaling receptor binding
Source: RefSeq, a predicted model, not a curated record
AACAGCAAACAUAAGAACGGAGAAAUUAUGGUUUCCUAGGACUCUCUCCUCCCUCCACUUUCUCUCUUCACCAAUCCAUAUCCCCCCGAAUUAGAGGCGGGUUCAGCAAGAUUAGGCUGCAGGAAACACAGAGGCUCCGCAGCGCUGCCGCCGGGGCCUCGUGAUGUAAUUGUUAUUUCUUAUUCCGAGACUGAGCCGAAGCAGCUGCCAAAGCGGGGGCAGCCGUGCCUCUAGCCGCGUCCUUAGGGUCAAAUUCUUCCCGGGAUGAGAGGUUCGCGGACGGACUCCGCGGGAGACUUCGCCGAGACAAAGCCGCCGGAGCGCGGGGCUCCCCGGCGGUCUCCCUCCACGAUGCCACCUGGAGUCCCUCCACGUUUAUUCCUGGGCGCCUACUACGUGCUGGGCGUGGGGUCCGAGUGACCUGGAGUUAGUGCCCGUCCCCAAGAUUAAAGCAGGACUCGCAGAUUACCAGGAGGAGGAAGUCGGGGAAUUGUUUGGAUUGUGAGCUAUUUCAGAAUUCUGUUCUCAGGACCCAUUAUUUUAACAUUUGAGAGAAACACUUCCAGAAGGAUUACCUGAAGGAUAAAGAAGAGCAUCUCAGACCAAUGAGACUAAAGGAGGAGCAGGGAAUCUGAAGACUCCAGAUGACAUCAGAAUUACUUUUCAACAGCCUUCUCAGUUUCCUUUCUCAGAAAGCAGAGACUCAAACCUUGGAGACAGAUGAACACUGAUAUUUGCAUUUAAUGAACAAAAGAUGAAAAAGGAGACUCAAGAUAUUCACCAAGGAUUAUAUCUGCUUGCUGCUGCAGACCUAUGUAUUAAGGAAUUCUGCUUUUUCUUACUUAGGAGUUGAUCAGCUCUGUGUCAGACUGCAUUGGAGUUUGUUUGCCUCUUAUCUUGUCAUUGCCAGAAGAAAUCCUGUUCAGUAUGUAACCGUACAUCACUGUCUAAUUGCUAUGGAAGAUGAUAAACUGACACUCACUUAUUAAAGCUAUAUCUCACUCACCCACAGAAAACCAUUCUUUAAAGUGAACAGAAACCUAGCCCUCGUGACACUUCUAUUGAACAUGACUCAUGGAGAAGAGCUUGUCUCCGAUGUGCACCAGGAUUCUGUUGUUUUAACUUACCUAGAAGGAUUACUAAUGCAUCAGGCAGCAGAGGGAUCAGGUACUGCCGUCGACAAAAAGUCUGCUGGGCAUAAUGAAGAUCAGGACUUUAACAUUUCUGGUCAUGCAUUUCCUUCCUGUCAGAGUAAUGGUCCAGUUCUCAAUACACAUACAUAUCAGGGAUCUGGCAUGCUACAUCUCAAAAAAGCCAGACUGUUGCAGUCUUCUGAGGACUGGAAUGCUGCAAAGCGGAAGAGACUGUCUGAUUCCAUCGUAAAUUUAAACGUAAAGAAGGAAGCUUUGCUGGCUGGCGUGGUUGACAGUGUGCCUAAAGGCAAACAGGAUAGCACAUUACUGGCCUCUUUGCUUCAGUCGUUCAGCUCUAGGCUGCAGACUGUUGCUCUGUCACAACAAAUUAGGCAGAGCCUCAAGGAGCAAGGAUAUGCCCUCAGUCAUGAUUCUUUAAAAGUAGAGAAAGAUUUAAGGUGCUAUGGUGUUGCAUCAAGUCACUUAAAAACUUUGUUGAAAAAGAGUAAAGCUAAGGAUCAAAAGCCUGAUACCAAUCUUCCUGACGUAACUAAAAACCUCAUCCGAGACAGGUUUGUAGAGUCACCUCAUCGCGUUGGACAAAGUGGUACAAAGGUCAUGAGUGAACCCUUGUCAUGUGCUGCAAGAUUACAGGCUGUUGCAAGCAUGGUGGAAAAAAGGGCUAGUCCUGCCACUUCACCCAAACCUAGUGUUGCUUGUAGUCAGUUAGCAUUACUCCUUUCAAGUGAAGCCCAUUUACAGCAGUAUUCUCGGGAACAUGCUUUAAAAACACAAAAUGCAAAUCAAGUGGCAAGUGAAAGACUUGCUGCUAUGGCCAGAUUACAAGAAAAUGGCCAGAAGGAUGUCAGCAGUUUCCAUCUCUCAAAAGGAAUGUCAAGCCAUCUUAAUGGUCAAGCAAGAACAUCAUCGAGCACACUAAUGACUAGCAAAAGUACAACAUUUCAAAAUCCAAUGGGUAUCGUUCCUUCUUCCCUAAAAAAUGCAGGCUAUAAGAACUCACAGGAAAGAAACAACAUAAAACAAGCUGCAAAUAAUAGUUUGCUUUUACAUCUUCUUAAAAGCCAGACCAUAACCGCACCUAUGAAUGGACACAAUCAUAGUGAGAGAGGAAGCAUUUUUGAGGAUAGUAGUACACCUACAACUAUUGAUGAAUACUCGGAUAAUAACCCUAGUUUUACAGAUGAUAGCAGUGGUGAUGAAAGUUCUUAUUCCAACUGUGUUCCCAUAGACUUGUCUUGCAAACACAGAGUUGAAAAACAAGAACCUGACCAAUCUAUUUCUCUGGAUAACUUAACACAAUCCUUGCUGAACACUUGGGAUCCAAAAGUCCCCAACGUAGAUAUUAAAGAAGAUCAAGAUACCUCAAAGAAUUCUAAGCUAAAUUCACACCAGAAAGUAACACUUCUUCAAUUGCUACUCGGCCAUAAGAAUGAAGAAAAUGUGGAAAGAAACAACAGCCCUCAGGAAGUACAGAGUGAUGUGACAAAAUUCAAUAAACAGAUGUAUGCGAGGACUUCUGUAAUAGAAAGCCCCAGCACACAUAGGACUACUCCUGUGAGCACUCCUCCAUUACUUGCAUCUACCAAAGCAGAGUCUCCCAUCAAUCUCUCCCAGCACUCUCUGGUUAUCAAAUGGAACUCCCCACCAUACGCCUGCAGCACUCAGUCUGAAAAACCAACAAACACCACAUCUAACCACUUGAUGGAUCUUACAAAGAGCAAAGAGUCGCAAGGAGAGAAACCAGUCCGUAAUGAAAGUACACAGAACUCUGCGACUUUCAGUGCCAGUAAACUGUUACAAAAUUUAGCGCAGUGCGGAAUGCAGUCUUCCACUUCAGGAGAGGAGCAGAGACCCAGUAAACAGCUGAGUGUAAACACAGAUAAACCCAUAGCUAUGAUCGAUAGACUAAGUAGCCCUCUGCUCUCAAAUAAAACAAAUGCAGUUGAAGAAAGUAAAGUCUUCAAUAGUCAGGCAACAGGUUCUGAACCAAGACUUUCUGGUUCUGAAAUAGAAAAUCUGCUUGAAAGGCGCACUGUUCUCCAGUUGCUCCUGGGAAACCCCAACAAAGGGAAGAGUGAAAAGAAAGAGAAAAUUCCUUUGAGAGAGGAAAGUACUCAGGAACAUACAGAUAGAGCUUUAAGUGAACAAAUAUUGAUGGUAAAAAUAAAAUCUGAGCCUUGUGAUGACUUACAUAUUCAUAAUACAGAUGUGCACUUGAGCCAUGAUGCUGAGUGUGCCCCAUUCUUAGAUAUGGCUCCCCCCAUACAGAGAAGUGCAGCUGCCUUACCAGCUUCCGAGGACUUGAAAUCGGAGCCCCUUUCACCUCAGGAUUUUUCUUUCUCAAAGAAUGGUCUGUUAAGUCGACUGCUGAGACAAAAUCAAGAGAGUUACCUGCCCGAUGAUCUGGACAACAGUCACAGACAUAGUGAACUGACACUUCUAGAAUCAAAGAAUCUUUGCAUGGUCCCUAAAAAAAGGAAGCUUUAUACUGAGCCAUUAGAAAAUCCAUUUAAAAAGAUGAAAAAUAGCAUCCUCGAUGCUGCAAACAGUCACAGUGCCCCAGAGGUGCUGUAUGGGUCCUUGAUUAACCAGCAAGAGCUGAAAUUUAGCAGAAAUGAUCUUGAAUUUAAAUAUCCUGCCAGUCAUGGUUCAGCCAGUGAAAGUGAACAUAGGAGUUGGGCGAGAGAGAGCAAAAGCUUUAAUGUUCUGAAACAGCUGCUUCUCUCAGAAAACUGCAUGAGAGAUUUGUCCCAGCACAGGAGUAACUCUGUCGUUGAGAGUAAAAAGAAAGGACACAAAAAUAAUGUGACCAAUAGCAAACCUGAAUUCAGCAUUUCUUCUUUAAAUGGACUGAUGUACAGUUCUUCUCAGCCCAGCAGUUCCAUGGAUAACAGGACAUUUCCAUACCCAGGAGUAGUAAAAACUCCCAUGAGUCCUCCUUUUCCUGACCGCUUGGGCUGUGUGGGGUCUAGACCAGAAUCUGGAUUUUCUAAUGGGUGUUCCAUGACCAGUGACAAGGGACCCAUUAAGUGGGUUAUCACAGACAUGGAUAAGAAUGAGUAUGAAAAAGACUCUCCAAGACUGACCAAAACUAACCCAAUACUGUAUUACAUGCUCCAGAAAGGAGGCAAUUCUGUUACCAGUCGAGAAACACAGGACAAGGACAUUUGGAGGGAGCCUUCAUCUGCUGGAAAUGUCUCACAGGUUACAAUCAAAGAAGAGUUACUUCCUGCUGCAGAAACUGAAGCUUCUUUCUUAAAUUUAAGAAGCCCUUAUAAUAGCCAUAUGAGAAACAAUGCCUCUUGCCCACACAACGCAAAUGGAGAAGUUUAUGGACUUCUGGGAAACGUGCUAACGAUAAAAAAAGAAUCAGAAUAAAAUUUACUCUGCUAUUUAGCUUUGGAUCUUUUUAAAACUAAUUAGUUGAACUUGAGAUCUGUAUAAAUAAGAGCAUGAUUUGAGAAAAGCAUGGUAUAAUUGAAACUUUUUUCAUUUUGAAGAGUAUUGGUUACUGGUAAUGUUUAAAUAUGCACACUGCUUUUUGCUUUACGUUAGUUCAUGAGGAAACUACUGAACUACUGGUUGUUUAACACUUCUGUAUGCAUCAGAUAACUGUGAGUAGCCUAUGAAUGAAAUCUUUAUGAUCACAGAUAAUAGGCAUAAAUUAAAAUGUAAAUUUCCAUCCAUGGUGGAUAAAUGCAUUUUGUUGCCUUUAAGAGGGUACUCUAUUUUGAUUUCAGAAGUCAGCCUACAUAACAUUUUUUUAAAGUCCAAAUUGUUAAAUAACUCUUUAAAAGGUAAUUAUUGAAUAAAAAACUUAAUGCUGAUUCACUUUUCAUUAUCCAAUUCAAAAAUAAAUUAGAAAAAAAAUGUGCUUACAUUUUUCACUUUUGCUAAAAAAAAACACAACAUUUAUUUUUAACUCUUGGAAAGGGUUUUGUGGUUUCCAGUGUGUCUCCCCCACCCCAGUCCUUUUCAAUAUAUAUUUCUUUAAACCUUGUACUAAUUAGUAAAAAUUGAUUACAAUUGAUGGAAGUUUGAUAGAUCCUUAAAAAAAAGCAGAUUUCCAUUUUUAUAUUUUAACUACUGUAUUACUAUUCCUCCUUUUACAUAAUUAGGCAAGUUAACAUUUAUCUUCAGGUGGUUUCCUGAAUAGCUGAAUAUUUAAGAAGUUUUUAACAGAAGCAAAAUGGCUUUUCUUUGGACAGAUUUCACCAUGUCUAGUAAAAGUUACUUCUCACCAUUACUAUGGUACCUGUGAGUCUUAUGACCGGGAUUUCUUAAAGCUGCACUCAGACCACCUGCAUUAGAAUCAUUUCUGGAGUACUUGUUUUAAAAUGCAUAUUCCUAGGUAGCACCUCAGAUCUACAGAACAAGAAUCUCUGCUAACUGCACCUGGGAGUCUUCCAUCUGCAUCUGAACACAUUUAAGAGGAAACCCCCUAUGUGUUUCUUCUAUACAUUGAAGUUUGAGAACCAUUGUUUAUAACCUUUCUCAUAACACAGGACUGUAAAAAAAAAAACCCCACUAUUUGAUGCCUAUAUUUUCCCCAAUAGUCACACAUCAAUGAAAUAUUUGCAAUAUUGUAGUUCAUAUAUUACUGUUAUAUCUUUGGAAAUCAGGUUCAGAACACUUUUUAUGACAAAAAAAAAUAAUGGGUGGAGGGGACAACUUUCAUAUCUGGCUGAACAUCUCAGGAAAAUCUGUGAUUAUGUGUUCUAAUGAGUAACAUCUACUUAAUUAAUUAGCCUUAGGGAUGGAAUAACAGGGCCACUUACCAAACUCAGGUGAUUCUAGGAUGGUUUAGAAACUUCUCCUGAAUACAUCCUUAACUUCUAUUAUAAUCAUUGUCCUAACAACAGUAUUGACAAAGAUGGAAACAUUUAUUUCAAACCAAGAAAGGCCCUAGACUCAGAUCAACUAAACAGAAAAGUACAAAGGGCACAUAUACAUGACAGAGUAGAAUUCUACACAGUCACUCCGUUGAUCUAUUUUAAAAUAGUGGUUAAAAGUGAACAUCGAUACUGUCUCGGAAGAACUUAAUACAUUAUUGGGCCACCUGGGGUUUUGAUCUUGAAACAAGUCAUGUUUUUAAGUUCACUUUUUACAAUUCACAAUACACUCACCAGAUUUUUUUUAAAUUGUGAACCAGAUUACCUAACUGAUGAAUCAAAAAUUGUUAUAUUAUCAACUAUUAAUAAGAAGGAAAUCUAUUUGAAGUUGUUCUACUUGAAGUUGUUUCUAAGACUUUUAUAUUAAAUAUGGGCGUUAUUUCCUAAUAUGAUCAAAACCCAUAAAUAAUUAUUUUUUUUUCUCAGAAUGAUUUGUAAAUAGUUACUGAGUAUAUUAUAAAUAAUAAUCAGGAGUGAAUAUUAUGCUACAUCCUGGAGAGAAGAAAGUCAUAUGCUUAUUCUGAAAUGAAAAUUCCACUGCUCAGUGCAUAUAUUCUACUCCAUCCCAUAUUUGCUCUGGCAAUUGUAUUGUCUACACUAUAUAAAGAAGCUUUUAAACAAGUCAUUUUUUUCUGCCAUUAUGAAAUAUCUAGAAUCUUGGAGGCAUGCUAGAAAAAAAAUGGGCUUUUACAAAAGCGAUAAACUUAGGUCAGGGAGAAGAACAUCAAGGGCCAGCAUUAAGCAUUACUAUUUUUGUAUGUUUCUUUGGUUGGUUGGUUGUUAUUGUUAACAGUUGAAGGAAUAUGGAUAUGUAAUACAUAAAUAAACAUGACCACACA